AUGAUUUUUGCAUCUCUUCUGCUUUCUAUGGGCACAUGGGCAGCGGUUGUCCUCCAAGCAACCGCUGUUCCCCAUGGCCCAUCCAACAAAAACAUCCGCCGACAGGAGGACGCCUGCGGCCCAGUUGCGAAGUACACGGAGAAUCCCUCCAUUGAAAAAUGGAACCAGGCCGACACCGAUAACUGGCUUGAGAAAUGGUGGACUGUGAACGCCGCCAGGCGGACGAGCAACGCACACGGAUUCGCUGGUGCUUUCGGCCAAUAUGCACUAGGCCAGCCCGGCUGGUCGUGCCAGAACAACGGCAACGACGGCAACUGUGAGAUCCCGGUCUGCGAUAACCCCAAGCUCAACGCCCUAGGCAACAACACCGAGGAGGCAUACUAUGUUCUGCAGGCAAUCAACAACCUCCAUGGCUUCUUCCUCGGUCUGGAUGAGUCGUUCAAUAUCCCUGCCGUGGUUGCGGCCCUGGACAACGAUGAGAUAGUGAAUAACUUCUGGUUCGACGAGAACAACUGGGAUUCGACGCUCUUGAAGCAGCUCCUGAAUAUAUUCGGUACCCUGCUUGCCCUUCUUGCUGGCGCCUUGGCUGCACCUGCUCUCGCAGCGACUCUGGCGGGUAGUGUGCCCGCCAUUGUGGCAUCAAGCUCGGCUUUGGUUACCGGUGGAAUAAAUGCAGCCGGCAUAUCCAUUUCUUCGGUGACCUCAAAUGAUAUUACACAGUCAAAUCUCGGCCAUAUGAUGGGACAGGCAGUGAAUAGUAUCGCUGGCUCAUUUGUGAGUAUCAACAACGAGCUGAUGUUCGGUAAUGGCUACGGAAACUCUGGCGAUAUCCGCAAAUAUCUCCAGGGUGGAGCGUGGGUUGACUACCCGGGAUUGCAGAAGAACGGAGCUCGUGAUACGAUGAUCGCUCUCAUUCAGUCCAUGAUGAUCAAUUCUCUUUGGCGCAUGCAGCGUGUUUUCAUUCUUGGCGGCGGCGCUUGCGGCGAUGGCCAGGGCAUCGGCCAUGGUAUUUCUGCCCCCGACGACAAUUAUAUCUGCGAUGAGGACAACCGCGCCUGGUACCUAUACUUCUGGCAGAAGGAGAGUGGUGGUGGCGUAAAGAGGAAGCCUCAGGGAUGGGUUUCUCGGCCCUGGGGGUCUGAUCGCAUGGGUGCAUCUCCUCGGUUAGAGACGGAGGGCGGCUCUGGGCCAUUCUGGAAGAAUCUCAAACCACAGGACGCCAUCAAGUCCUCUCUCAAGUCCUUCCGGGCUGCUGGAAACAACUACACCCAGGACACCUUUACCAAUCGUGUGGGUGAUAUGUUCGCUUCAGAACUUCACUCAGACGGUGCGAGCAUGGAAGGUCUUUGGACUAUCCCCGUGUGCGAUAUCAGUAAAACCAUUGACCCCAGCUUCCGUUACUCCCGGAAGGGGGGUAUCCUCCAUCCGUACGGCUGGGACGAACGUCCAGACUGGUGCGGGCCGAUCUGUGAAAAUGAUAAGGAUAAGACGGCGGAGUUCUUCAGGGCGGCCAACUUCAAGGAUGACUUUAACAAGCCCUUCCAGCAUUCAUGUGGCAAUCAGUAUUUGGAUGUGGACGACGCUACCAGCCUUUGGUGGGAUUGGACUACUGGCAAAUCGUGGUAUCGUAACCAGCCAUAUAACCACUAG
This is a messenger RNA of Penicillium vulpinum, 1650 nucleotides long. RefSeq lists its product as uncharacterized. The record is from RefSeq and is a predicted model, not a curated record. The coding region runs from base 1 to 1650 and encodes 549 amino acids. NCBI's taxonomy places the organism in Eukaryota, Fungi, Ascomycota, Eurotiomycetes, Eurotiales, Aspergillaceae. The transcript has 3 exons.